AAAACGGAGCCAUAUGAGGUGAACCUGCUUUACUCGCGGUCACAGUGGAUGCAUUGUGGUGGUGCGGUGGUCAGCUAACGGUGGCAUAUUAUCUUACGAUGAUUUCAGCCAGUUCGCUGGCUAGUUAGCUAACUUGGUUUGUUACCGCAGCCUAUAGAGCAUUUAGACAGCUAGCUGUCCGAUAAGGCCGAUGUUGCUGGUGGAGGAGGGGAUGAAUUUAUUGUUUUCCAUCAUGUCGAAGUCGUCCCGUUAUUUUUAGCUAGCACUGCAGGCUAGCGCAGCUAAUAGCGGCAAGCUAAGCGUGACUAAUUUGUCUGUUGUUUGUAAAACAAUGCAAAUGGAACAGUGGCAGGACGCGGCCUCUCAGCAGGUCAAGCUGCUUACAAAUCGUCUGAAUGAACUGUUGUCCAAAGGCCUGGACCUGCUGCGCUCCGAGCUCGGUGUGGAUUUGGGACUGAAGCCUGAGCUUAUUCCGCCAUGGGUGAUCCUCUUAGCGGCAUGUACCGGGUUGGUGCUGAUGGUCUGUCUGUGGGCCUCCGCCUGCCGGACUCUUUUUAAGAAGCGACCUGCUGUAAACCCCGUGGACGACGGCAUUGAAAUAAAACGCGGUGUCAGUAAACCGGUCAAAUCUGAGGAACCGAAGAAAAAGAAGAAGAAAGCAGAAAAGGCACCCCAGGCUAAUGGGAGAGCUGUCUCUGAACCACAGGAAGAAGCCAUAGUAUCGGAAGAGAUAGUGCCACAUCACCAGCCGCUGCCACUAGAAAUCAAAACUGAAAAGGCUGCAGAGACAAAGAAGUCCAAGAAGAAGGCCAAACAGGCUGUAAAGGAGAUCAAGACAGUAACUGCAGAUGGCAAAGAACCAGAAGAAGGCACAUGGGAGACCAAGGUCAGCAACAAGGAGAGGCGUGAACAACGCAAGAAGGACAAAAGUUCUAGUGAUGGCUCAGCCAGUCCUGGUGGAGGUGACACACCUGUGAACAAUCCCCCAGAGCAGCCCAAGGUCUCUGCAGCCCCUGCGCCUGCAACUCAGAAGAAGAAAAAAGGAGAAUCAACAAAAGUGAAGGCAGAGAAGGCAGAGCCUGUUGUACCUCAAGUUAACAACAGAGAGGUGGCAGCAGUCACUGCUGGUGUGACUGACAUGGCAGUUAAGGUUCCUGCUGCUGCCAAGACAGGCCCCUGGACAACCAGCAGAGAGCCAGUGUCAUUGUGGAGAUCAGAGAUAGAUGAGUCGUGGACUGUGAUUGACAGGGGAAUGUCCACAACAGAGCUAAAUCUGUCUUUCACAGGACUGGGUGUUGGUACAGCUGAGCCCCAGCCAGUGAGUGACCUGCCCUGGCUCAGUCAGCCUAGAGUGGACGAUGAGUGGUCUGGGCUCAAUGGUGGUUCAGUCGACCCCAGCUCUGACUGGAACGCUCCUUCUGAAGCCUGGGGCAACUAUGAAGAGCCCACUCCUGAGCCCCCACCUGCUCAGGAGAGCCUCUCCCCUGAGCCUGCUAAGGUCAAUCUGCUGAUCGCAGCCGCUGACAAUGAUGAGGAUGAAAAAGACAAGGGGGAGACUGCUUCUGAUGGAGCAGCUAAAACUAAAAAGAAGAAGAAGAAGAAGAAGAAGGCUGCCGAGGAGGGAGGAGCACCUUGCCAGGGCGAGGAGCCAGAGAAGGAGGCAGCUGCACCUGCAGCCUCAGUGAAGAAGCAACCACCUGUUCAGGAGAAUAUUGCUGCCAUCCAGCCUGUCAAAACAGCUGCUGCUGAGGUGAGAGUGGAGCGACCAGUGAAGGACAACAUAUCCCUGAAACCCCCUGUCACACAAGUGCCACAGAAGCCAACUGAUGGAGAGCCCACUGCCAAGCAGAACAGCCUUCCUACUCCAACUCAACAAAAGAAACCUGAGGAGAACCAAGCGCCCAAACCAGCAAAGAAGAAGAAGGCAAGGAGAGAGACAUGAGAUCGAGUCCACUCUGCAGACCUCUGUAUGCAAAAGACUUCAUAUCCUGUUUAUGCAACACCUUUUGUGACAAGAACUUUGAACUAAGGUCUUCAUGAUGAACUUACCUUAAAACCUGUCUGGAAAAUGAAAACAACUUUUAUACACGUUGAGUGUCAGUCGGUGGAUCGUUGAAAACUGAAUCUAGAUGCAGUGCAAUCUAAUGUGAUGCGGUGUUAAUGAUUUUUAAGUAUGCAUUUGAUACUCUGAUUCUGUCUUCUAAUUCUACUGAAUCAAAUAACUGAUUGAAGGAGCUGUAUUGUAGUAAUUAGACAUAUAGAAAAAUACUGAUCAUAUUUAGAAAAUUGAUGUUGUGGUGGCUGACGAUUGGAACUGAUGGUGUAGAGAAUGGAAACAGUCAACAUACAUUAGGUCACACAACACUGGGCCAUAAUGCUGAACUGGCCUUGGCUUUGCAGUCUUUUAUUUUGCGAUGACAUUUGUGAGCCAUAGUGGUACAGUGAGCACUGAUGGGCGGAAAGAGCGAAGAGAUCGAACGCUAAUUUCACAUCAACGGUUUUGGCUCAACAGGGUGUAAACAUUUGUGGCAUAAAUGACACAUGAGCAUCAUUAGGCGCAGAAAAGGGAAUCUUGUCUGCUCUGUAUUUUUGCAUUAUUAUGUGUGACUACAACAUUUCAUUGACCUAGUCCAUCUGGUUUGUACCUUGUCUGACGUUGUACUGCGGUGUGUUGACAACUGUUUCCUUGUUGUUUUUACUAUCUGUGGCUGCUUUGUGGCUGGAGCCGUGUGGGGGCCCUCUGAUCGUAGAUGUACCAUUGCAGUGUCAUCAAUCUCUUCAUGAUUUUCCACCUGUGGUUGAUUUGGAAGUCUUCAGAAUCUUUUGUAAACCUGUUUGUAAUAAAAGUUAAAGCCAUAUGUAAAAAGACUAAAUAAAGGCCAGUUUUUCUAUA
Molecule: messenger RNA, 2893 nt
Organism: Lates calcarifer (barramundi perch)
Lineage: Eukaryota; Metazoa; Chordata; Actinopteri; Centropomidae
Product: protein LYRIC-like
Biological process (GO): regulation of transcription by RNA polymerase II; positive regulation of canonical NF-kappaB signal transduction; positive regulation of angiogenesis
Cellular component (GO): nucleus
Molecular function (GO): transcription coregulator activity
Source: RefSeq, a predicted model, not a curated record